GGUCUCUGCGAUGCCCCUGGCCCAGCGGCAACGCCCGCCUCUCUGUUGCAGGACCUCCCGCCACCCAGGAUGGACGUGUCCCCUGAGGGCCCUCCCGGCCGGGGGCCAGUGCUGGUACGCCGGCGGCCCCCCGCACCCCGGGGCCUGCGGCAGGCGCUCAGGGCCAGGCUGCGGCAGCGCUGGGACUGCAGUCCGCGGGGUGCCUGGGCGCUGGUGCAGGGCCUGCUGCCCGCCAUGCGCUGGCUACCCCGGUACCGCCCACGGGAGGACCUGGCGGGCGACGUCAUGUCCGGGCUGGUCAUUGGCAUCGUCCUGGUGCCGCAGGCCAUCGCGUACUCGCUGCUGGCCAGCCUGCAGCCCGUGCACAGCCUCUACACGUCCUUCUUCGCCAGCCUCAUCUACUUCCUCAUGGGCACCUCGCGCCACGUCUCCGUGGGCGUCUUCAGCCUGCUGUGCCUCAUGGUGGGGCAGGUGGUGGACCGGGAGCUGCUGCUGGCCGGCUUCGACCCCGCACAGGACGGCCCGGGGCAGACGGGCAACGGCAGCGCCCUCAACACCUCAGCAGCCACGUUGGCCCCCGGGCCCCUGGGCUGCGGGCGGGACUGCUACGCCAUCCGCGUGGCCAGCGCCCUCACGCUGGUGGCCGGGAUCUACCAGGUCCUCAUGGGCGUCCUCCAUCUGGGCUUCGUGUCCACAUACCUCUCGCAGCCGCUGCUGGAUGGCUUCGCCAUGGGGGCCUCCGUAACCAUCCUGACCUCCCAGCUGCAACACAUGCUGGGCGUGUGGGUCCCGCGACACCAGGGCCCGGGCAUGGUGGUCAGCACGUGGCUGAGUCUGCUGCGCAGGGCUGGGCAAGCCAACCCCUGCGACGUGCUGACCAGCGCCGUGAGCCUGCCCUUGCUGCUGGCUAUGAAGGGGCUCUCAGACCGCUGCCGGCAUCGCCUGAAAGUGCCGCUGCCCGCGGAGUUGCUGGUCAUCGUGGUGGCCACCCUGGUGUCCCACUUCGGGCAGCUGCACGAGCGUUUUGGCUCCAGCGUGGCUGGCGACAUCCCCACCGGCUUCCCGGCCCCGGAGGUGCCAGCGCCCGGGCUGAUGUGGCGUGUGGCACUGGACGCUGUGCCCCUGGCCCUUGUGAGCGCCGCCUUCUCCCUCUCGCUGGCCGAGCUGUUCGCCCGCAGCCACGGCUACUCCGUGCGCCCCAACCAGGAGCUGGUGGCCGUGGGCUGCAGCAACAUCCUGCCCGCCCUCUUCCGUGGCUUCGCCACCAGCGCAGCACUGGGCAAGAGCCUGGUAAAGACGGCAGCCGGCAGCCGCACGCAGCUGUCUGACAUGGUCAGCGCGGCCGUGGUGCUGCUGGUGCUGCUGGCCCUGGCGCCGCUCUUCCGGGCCCUGCCGCGCAGCGUGCUGGCCUGCAUGGUGGUGGUCAGCCUGCGCGGGGCCCUGCACAAGGCCAGGGACGUCCCGCGGCUGUGGCGGCUCAGCCCCGCCGACGCGCUGGUGUGGGUGGCCACGGCGGCCACCUGCGUGCUGGUCAGCACCGAGGCCGGGCUGGUGGGCGGCGUGCUGCUCUCGCUGCUCAGCCUGGCCGGCCGCACGCAGCGCCCGCACGCCGCGCUGCUGGCCCGCGUCGGGGACUCGGCCUUCUACGAGGACGCGGCGGAGUUCGAGGGGCUGGUGCCCGAGCCGGGGGUGCGGGUGUUCCGCUUCGCCGGGCCCCUCUGCUACGCCAACCAGCGCUUCUUCCUGCGCUCGCUCUACCGCCUCACCGGGCUGGACGCGGGCCGGGCGGCCCGCCGCGGGGAGCGGGCUCCGGGGGCCGGCGUCGGCGGGGGCGCCCCGGGCGCGGGCAAGGACGCCGCCCCGGAGGCGGGCGCGGCCGGCGGCUUCCACGCGCUGGUCAUCGACUGCGGCCCGCUGCUGUUCCUGGACGCGGCGGGCGUGGCCACGCUGCGCGCCCUGCGCCGGGACUACGGCGCGCUGGGCAUCUCGCUGCUGCUGGCCGGCGGCGGCGCCCGGGUGCGCGGCGCCCUGCGCAGGGGCGGCCUGCUGGGGCCCGGCGCGGACGGCGCGGACGGCGCGGACGGCGCGGACGGCGCGGACGGGGGGCCGCUGUUCCCCAGCGUGCACAGCGCCGUGCGCGCCGCCCAGCCCGGCCGGCGCCCGCGGCCGCGGACCCCCGUGGGCCGGCCGCCCGUCGCCGCCCGUGGGGACCGAGGGCUCGGGGGCCGCGGCGCCGUCUCGCAGGCGCCAUCAGGACCCGCCGCGGCCCGAGCUGCCCUGCGCACCCGAGGGCCGGCCGGGGCAGGAGGGGCUCCGCCGAGUGUGCCCUGCACCUGCGCCCCGCCCUCGCCGGCCCCCGGGCACCGCUGA
This is a messenger RNA of Talpa occidentalis (Iberian mole), 2370 nucleotides long. It is a transcript of the gene SLC26A1, whose product is annotated as solute carrier family 26 member 1. The record is from RefSeq and is a predicted model, not a curated record. Gene Ontology annotation, molecular function: bicarbonate transmembrane transporter activity; sulfate transmembrane transporter activity; oxalate transmembrane transporter activity. Gene Ontology annotation, cellular component: membrane. Gene Ontology annotation, biological process: transmembrane transport. NCBI's taxonomy places the organism in Eukaryota, Metazoa, Chordata, Mammalia, Eulipotyphla, Talpidae.